UCGAUCUGUGAUAGAUGCGUUAGGUCUGACUCAGAAACAGCGGGUCGAGGAAAAAAAAACACACGUUAGCAGCUCUACGCCGCAUUUCAGAGGAUCCAGCACCGUCUCCGGCUGCUGGUCAUGGGUUUGACCAAACAGUACCUGCGCUACGCCGCCAGCGCCGUGUUCGGCGUCAUCGGCAGCCAGCGGGCCAACAUCGCCUACGUCACGCUUCGUGGCGGGGAAAAGGGCCGCUACGUUGCCGUGGCCGCGUGCGAACACGUCUUCAUCUGGGACGUCCGAAAAGGAGAGAAGGUCCUGAUCCUGCAGGGCCAGAAGCACGAGGUGAGCUUCCUCUGCCCGUCUCCGGACGGCGUUCACGUCGCCGUGGGUUACGAGGACGGCAUGGUGCGGAUCUUCAACCUGCUGAGCGGGGAGAGCAACAUUUCCUUCAACGGACACAAGUCCGGUGUCACGGCGAUGAACUACGACGCUCUGGGCGCGCGACUCGUCACCGGCUCCAAGGAUACAGAUGUGAUCGUGUGGGACAUCAUCAACGAGUGUGGACUGUACCGGCUGAGGGGACAUAAGGACUUCAUCACGCAGGCCUUGUUCCUUAAAGAUAAGAACCUCCUGGUGUCAAGCUCCAAGGACAGCUUUGUGAAGUGGUGGGAUCUGGACACGCAGCACUGCUUUAAGACCAUGGUGGGCCAUCGCAGCGAGGUGUGGGGAAUGGUUCUGUUGGACCGGGACAACAGGCUGCUGACGGGGUCGGCCGACAGCGAGCUCCGUGCCUGGGACAUCCGCCGCCUGGAGGAGGGAAAGGCUGAGGGUGAGCCCAGAGUGAAGAAGGGGAAAACUCUGCUGGAAGAUGAUGAGGAUGAUGAUGGUAAAGAAGAAGAGGAGGAGGCGGAGAGCGUGGAAGAGCGCAUCCUGAGCUGUAAGAAGGCCGGCUCCGUCCUGAGAGAAGCCAGAGAUCGGGUCGUUUCGCUGACAGCAGACUCCAAGGCCAGAGUCAUCGCCUGCCAUGGAAACGAUGCGGUACUGGAAGUGUUCACGGUGCUGUCUGAGGAGGAAGUGCAGAGAAAAAUGAACAAGAAGCUGAAGAAAGCCAAGAAGAAAGCAGCCAAAACGCAGGAAGAUGCAGGCGAUCAGACAGCAGAGCCAGUGGUGGAGAGAACGCUGAAGGACGAGAUUAUUAGACUGACGAACAUCAAGGCUUCUGCAAAGAUCAGGUGGGUGGACGUCCUGUCGUGUGCAGGCGGAGAGCUGAAGGUGGCGCUGCUGCUUCAGAACAACACCGUCGAGACCUAUAGCCUGAAGACCUCCGACAAGAACCCGGCGGCCAAUAAGACGGCCCGGCUCACGCUGGGCGGUCACCGCACCGACGUCCGCACGCUGGCCUUCAGCUCUGACAACCUGGCCGUCCUGUCGGCCUCCGGAGACACGGUCAAAGUCUGGAACAGGUCAACCCUGCAGGUGAUUCGCACCAUGGCGUGUGAAUACGCGCUCUGCUCGCUCUUUGUGCCAGGAGACAGACAGAUAAUCCUGGGAACGAAGAAUGGGAAGCUGCAGAUCUUUGAGCUGGCCUCAGGAAGCCUUCUGGAAACUGUGGACGCCCACAGUGGAGCUGUGUGGUCACUGUGCCUGGCACCGGAUCAGAGGGGAAUUAUCUCCGGAAGUGCUGAUAAGACGGUAAAGUUCUGGGAGUUUGAGCUCGUCAAAGACAAAGGAACGGACCAGAAGCGGCUGACGGUGACACACACUCGCACGCUGCAGCUGGAGGAAGACGUUCUGUGUGUGAAGUUUUCUCCUGAUCACAGACUGCUGGCCGUCUCUUUGUUGGACUGCACCGUCAAGGUCUUCUACACAGACACCCUGAAGUUCUUCUUGUCUCUGUAUGGACACAAGCUGCCUGUCCUUUGUUUGGACAUCACACAUGACAGCGCUCUGAUCGCCACCGGCUCUGCAGACAGGAACGUAAAGAUCUGGGGUUUGGAUUUCGGCGACUGUCACAGAUCUUUGUUCGCUCAUGACGACAGUGUCAUGUUUCUCCAGUUCGUCCCCAAGACUCAUUUGUUCUUCACUGCCGGGAAGGACAAGAAGAUCAAGCAGUGGGACGCUGACAAGUUUGAGCACAUCCAGACCCUGGAGGGUCACCAUCGGGAGGUCUGGUGUCUGGCCAUCAGCCCCAACGGAGAUCACCUGGUGUCGUCGUCUCACGACAAGUCCCUGCGUCUGUGGGAGCGGACCAGGGAGCCCAUCAUCCUGGAGGAGGAGCGGGAGACGGAGAGAGAAGCUGAAUUUGAAGAGAGCAUGGCCAAAGGAAACGCACCUGUGGUACCAGGAGAGACGGAGGGCGAGGCGGCACCAGCUGGGAAGAAGAGCAUCGAGACGGUGAAAGCUGCGGAGCGAAUCAUGGAGGCUCUGGAGCUUUACCGAGAAGAAACCAGGAAAUCGGAGGAGCACAAGUAUUUCUGCGAGAAGGCUGGGAAAGAGUUGCCUCCUCCUGAAGCCAACCCUAUCCUCGUUGCCUUUGGAAACGUUACUCCGUCCUGCUACGUUUUAGAUGUCAUAAGAAAAGUCCGAUCCAGUGAGCUGGAGGUUUCUCUGCUGGUGCUGCCGUUUCCUUACGUCCCUGAGCUGCUGAAGCUUUUCAACACCUACAUCCAGCAGGGCCUGGAGGUGGAGCUCGUCUGCCGCUGCCUGUUCUUCCUUCUCAAGAUCCAUUUUGGUCAGAUCACCAGUAACCAGAUGUUGGUGUCCGUCAUCGACGAGCUGAAGACCAAUACACUCUCCAAAGUCUGCCAAAUCAGAGAUGUGCUGGGCUUUAACAGCGCCGCCCUCCAGUUCCUCCAACGGGAGAUCGAGAGCAAAGAGGACGUGAUGUUCUUCGCCGAUGCCACAGGCCAACUGGGGGAGAAGAAGAAGAAAAGGAGGAAGAGGGAGCGCGCUGUUCUGACCAUCGCUUAAAUUUAUAAAGAACAUUUUUGGUGUUUCGAUACAAAUUUCCUCCCCGCUUUAAUUCCGACCCGGACCAGGUGGAUUACUUUUAUAUGUCGUGAAACCCCGACAGGAUGUAACUCAGUGGUAAGCAGUGACAUGCUUUAUUCCCCAAAUAAACAGAGUCUGAAGUUUUCUCACACAGCUUCAUUUGUAACAACUAAAUCCUGUGUGGCUGAGCGAGCCAUCCGUGUGCACACUGCAGCCGCUAUAAAACGCAGUAAUGUGCGGUCAGGUUUUUCAUAGAUUCAUGUCACGUUUAAAGCCGCGCUGCGUCCGUGAUCACCACGCACAGAGGACACGUUUGAUUUAGGCUGGUUCCGCUUCACAAGCCUAAAGGGAGGCGUUCAGGUCCCGAGCCAACAGACGGUCUGGGAUGUGGCAGCAGUUUGGGAAGCCGUCGACGUUCCCGUCCUGACGUUCCUGGUAGUUCCCACCCUGUCCUGGGGAGGGAGACUGUGGAUUUAUGACAGUGAGGCCUGCUGGAGGUGCUGAACAGAAAUGUUCCUGCAAAGCCCAACGGCUGACCUUCAACAAGGAUUCAGGCGCCACAUCAGAAACUUCAUCCUCCGCCGUGUGUUUAAUUCUUGACCGCGGGGCAUUUGAACGAACAAUGAAAUGGAGGCCUUUAAAAAACCCCGUGUUCAUGUUUUAAUGUCACUGCCAACAAAAAAACCAAAUUAACUCUGUAUUUUAAAGGGCUGUAAAACAGAAAUGUGGGCAGCAGCUCUUUAUUAGGCUGGAUUUAAUGAUGAAGCUGUAAACAUCACACCUAGCAAAAUUAAAAAUUCUUCAGGAAAA
Molecule: messenger RNA, 3783 nt
Organism: Xiphophorus hellerii (green swordtail)
Lineage: Eukaryota; Metazoa; Chordata; Actinopteri; Cyprinodontiformes; Poeciliidae
Gene: wdr3
Product: WD repeat domain 3
Exons: 27
Coding region: 121-2952 (943 amino acids)
Biological process (GO): maturation of SSU-rRNA
Cellular component (GO): Pwp2p-containing subcomplex of 90S preribosome; small-subunit processome
Molecular function (GO): protein binding; snoRNA binding
Source: RefSeq, a predicted model, not a curated record